This is a messenger RNA of Camellia sinensis, 750 nucleotides long. NCBI's taxonomy places the organism in Eukaryota, Viridiplantae, Streptophyta, Magnoliopsida, Ericales, Theaceae. The record is from RefSeq and is a predicted model, not a curated record.
GACUUCCGGAAUUGUAAGAACUUUGGCCACAAUCAGACCUCAUACUCCGCGGCCUUUUCAUAUUCCUCUCCAAUUUCGCAGAGCCACCUAUUGUGUUAGUGCUACAAAUGAUGAAGAGGCCUCUGCAAGAGAAGCUGCAGCCAGUGCUGACACUGGAGCUCCAACCAUAUUUGACAAGAUCAUAGCUAAGGAGAUCCCUUCCAAUAUAGUUUAUGAGGAUGACAAGGUCUUGGCAUUUCGGGAUAUCAACCCACAAGCUCCUGUUCAUGUUUUAGUCAUUCCGAAGCAUAGGAAUGGAUUAACACAGCUUGGCAAGGUUGAAGCAAGACAACGUGAAAUUUUGGGCGAACUACUGUAUGCUGCAAAAAUAGUGGCAGCAAAAGAAGGUAUUCUCGAUGGAUUCCGAGUUGUUAUCAACAAUGGUCCAACUGCAUGUCAAUCAGUUUACCAUCUUCACUUGCAUGUACUUGGUGGGAGACAGAUGAAAUGGCCUCCUGGUUAGUGAGAUUAGAUUUGGAUGCCUGGAAUUCUUUUUACCUUUUUUGACUCAUGUUCUCUUAGUUUCCAAUCCCCUCCAAGGUGUUAUCUUUGACUAAGGUUCUUCUGUACCACUCUUCCGUCUCAUUCUCCCAAACAACCUCUCUCAAAUAACAGGAAUGGAUGUAUUUUCUGGUGCUUAUGUGGACAACUAGUAAAUCAUGUGGCAUUGUACUUGCAUCUCAAUUUAUUUUUUUCCUUGGUUCUUUUUUC